Messenger RNA from Marchantia polymorpha subsp. ruderalis, 3439 nucleotides. The record is from the annotation of a GenBank genome assembly. NCBI's taxonomy places the organism in Eukaryota, Viridiplantae, Streptophyta, Marchantiopsida, Marchantiales, Marchantiaceae.
CUUGGGGCUGGUUGGGCUCCUCGGUGUGAUUUGUUUGGCUUCUCGGGCCUCUGGGCAAUCAAUCGCCCUCUGAAGUCGUCUUGAGGGUGAUAAUUUGCUUUAUGCCGCUGCGCUGAGUGGGGGCUUUUAUUUUUCCCGAAUUAAGCUUUCUCGCGCGCGUCGCGAUCCUCUUUCCAGCUUUUGGCGUCAUGGAAGGCAGUCCCCACGUUGGAGCUUUGGGAGCCUCUCUCUGACUGAUUGGAAAGAAUGUUCCUGCCUGCCCGACUUUGACCUGCUUUAUUGCUCAUAUUCACCACUGCAGUCCGCCGCAUGCCCUGUGCAAUCCGCCUCCAAGAUGGACUAAAUUAUUCUGUGCGAGCCGUAACCGAUUCUGCUGUGCGAGCAGACUUGGCGCGUACGCCGCGAAGACGAGUGCCUUUACUGCCUUUCGAUGUGGCCGCUUGUCUGUUAGUGAAUAGCUUUUGUACUCCCGCAGCUCUUCUGCUCACGCUUCUUGCGAUCCCCUACCAACUUCACGUUGCGUCCUGCGCCAAGCUGUAGUGGAUUUCGGUGUUAGAUUCUAUGAGCAAAAACUCUGUUGAGGUUUCGAUAAUCGUAGAGAAUCUGGACAUAGUGAGGCAGGGGAAACGCGCGGGCCUGUUCACUUUGCUGGUUUCGUAUUUUGGCUGACCUGACGUCAGUCGAGGAGCCCACCCUGGUCCCUGUUUGUCCUAAUUUGGCAUCCGCUGCUCUCAGUCAAUACUUUAGCGCACAUUGGAGCCACCCCGGGCUCGUUUUGCUGUGAGGGGGCCUGUUAGCAACCGCUGACGGAAUCAGAGGAAUGAGUGUUGGCCAUGGAAGGGGUGGAUUUUCCCUGUUUCUGAGUUGAGUUCGGUCGCCCAUUUGGUCUGUGCGGUCUGUACCCAGAGCUGGUUGGUGUCGGAGGGAAACAGAAGAGGAUUCUGGAAACACUUGCCUUGCCCACAAUUCUAGCAGAUCUUAUGUGCUCCAUGUGCUCAUCAGUUUCUAUUGACUUGACCCAUCGGCUUUCCUCCGUCGCGACCAUCCUGCUGUUGAAAAAUAGGGCUGUUCACGCCAACUAUUCUUUUCUUCUUCUCCAUCCUCUGCUUGGCGGAUCAGUGCUUGCAAUUCUUCGUUUCCGAUUCUGGGAGAGAAACAUUUGUGUACCAAGUCGUUCCAUGAGGCGACUGCUGCGCUUGUCAAUUCGCGACAAAUAUUCUGAGCGAAACCUCUCAUAAGCAUAUUUAAACUGCUGUGCGUUCAAUAGCAAGAAGCCGAGGCUAAGGAGUUGUUGCGAUGGAGAACAUGGCUAUGAGAGAAGGUUUUGGACAUGAUCGCACUGGUCUGUCACCAUGCUUUUUGACUUCCGAGGAUGAGGAAAUGGAGUCCACUCCACGGGAUUUGCAACAAAAGUGGAAAAGACUAGUACAAGGACGCAUUGGAUCCAUUGAUGAUGGCCAAGAAGUUGUGGGAGAGGAUCGAGAUUCAAACUGGCCAGAUCUGCCCAUGGAGCUGCUCAUGCGUAUUAUGGGCCUAGUAGACUACCGCACAAUUGUGGUUGUUAGUGGAGUUUGCACUGCGUGGCGUGAUUCUUUACAUUUGGGAAUUGUUGAACUUUCAUUUUGCUGGUGUGGUAGCAACGUUAGCAACCUUGUACGGUCAUUGGCUCCAAAAUUUUCAAGAGUUCAGGUCUGCAAUCUACGUCGGUGCUUGGUUGCUGACGUAGCAAUUGAGGCUCUGGGAAGGAAUCUGCAUGAAUUGAGAGUGCUUGACUUGACCGGGUGUACACUGCUUACGGAUGAGUCUCUAUUGGCGCUGGCUAGCGGUUGUACUCGACUAGAGAAGUUAAAUUUGAGUGGUUGCACAGGGAUCACCGAGGUUGGUCUUGUUGCUUUGGCUGGAAGGUGCUCUUCCCUGAGGCAGCUGAAUCUUUGCGGGUGCUACAAUGCUGGUUUGGAUAACGCCUUGAUGGCUCUAGGUGCUGGUUGCAGUGAACUACAGUAUUUGAACGUAGGAUGGUGUGAGCAUAUCACGGACAGAGGAGUGACAGCAGUUGCACUUGGUUGUCCAAAUUUAGGGGUUGUCGACUUGUGCGGCUGCUACCACAUCACAGAUCGGAGUGUUAUGGUGGUGGCGGAUCAUUGCCCCCGUCUUCGAGCACUGAACUUAUACGGAUGUCAGAAUAUUACGGACCUUGCUAUGUACUCUCUGGCAGACAAGGGCAACGCACGGCGAACUGCGGCAGGGAAAGGAAGCAUGAAUCAAUCAAACAGCAGGAGCAUCACUGGGCAGCUUACUCGCCUAGCAGUUGCUGCCGACAGCGGUUUAGGGAGCUGCAGUGGAAGCAACAGCAGCAGCAGCAGCAGUCAUGAUAGUGUCACUCAUCAGCAGUCGAGUAGUACGAGGGGAUAUCUCGAGACGCUUAUCAACGAUCCUCAAGGAUUUGGGUUGAUGUCUCUCAACCUGAGUGGAUGCAUGGCUCUUUCAGCUGGAGCAGUUCAGGCGGUUUGCAAUGCUUACCCAGCCCUUCAUACGUGUCCCGACAGGUGCUCCUUGUAUAUAAGUGGAUGUCUCAAUCUCACGACGGUGCACUGUAAGUGUGCUAUAGAAGCGCGAAGAGAAAGAGUGAGUCGGCACCGAUCGGCUCCUGUUUAAAUCAGGACCUUGGGCAUAUGACAGCCUCCCUGUCGCGUCUCAUGUACACAAUUCAGUCCUCUUCUUAUACCCUUCAAAGACCCUUCCACAAUAAGUGAGUAGCAGUUCCAAUCACGUGCACAUUCCUAAUAUAGUCUUUGUGUGAAUGUGAACCUGCCAGAGUGGUCUCUGUCUUUGAGGUUAGGACCAGGUACUAACGAGCUUUUGCUGCCAAAAGUAUGGUGUAGGACACCUUUCCACCCGAACAGUCCGUGUAUAUACGUUGAUCUAAUUUUUGUAAAGUUGAAAGUUUCUUAGGUUGAUGUGCCACCUCUAGUUGGAAACCGUGAGGCACCGAAUGGUUCGUUUUACCGUCUCCAGUAAGUGGAGAAGCAGGUCAAUGGGCUACCAUGUGCACUUGUCUUGGUGUAAGGCCACCGGACGACAAACCAUUGCAUUGUAUAGAAAGCGGGAAAUAUAUAAAGUAGGGAUAGUAUCCGAUACCCAAAAGUUUUGCGAAGUCCCCAGAGACCUUGCAAAUUCAGUUUGUAUAAGCAGCUCCACCCGAGUUACCAACUAACAACAGAAGUGGCCCGAGUUUUGUACCGUGCCAACCGAUUAGCACAUGUCUAUUAUAGCAAUCAGGAAUCUUGCUUGAAGGUAUCCUGUCUCGAGUGAACACUUGUACAUUGGUUCCCCAUGCACUGACUUGGGUGUACAGAAAAUGCCAAGCGAAGUCACCACGCUUCGCAGUGCAUGCACUUUAAAUAUCAUCUGGUCUAAAAACUUCCGGUUCUCCGGAAUA